AUGUUUGCCUCGCUGUCUCGGCUGACGCGGCGAGCUGUGGGCAUUCAAGAUAUCAACAACGAGCCAGGCGACGGCGGCCAACUGAUCGGCCUCCAGGGCAAUGUUUCCGGAACCAUCACCGUCCUGACAGACACGACGAUGGUGCUGACGAAUUUCACCAUCGAGGACGUGGGGAGAGGGGAUCUUGAAUGGCGCGGCUUCGAAUCAACCAGCACCCCUGAGCAAGCAGUCGUGGUUGCAAAAGAGGGAAUCAAUGCAGCAGCAGACAAAGCGCGAGUCGAGCUGACGCUGGUUGAAGGUCGAGAAGGCGAGCAAGUCUUUGCUGUAGUGGCCAUCAAACCUGGAGAGGGCGAUGCAAGUCAGCUACCGCAGCCACCAAGCGGCGAGGGAGAAGACGAAAGUAGUAGCGAUGGCAAUAAGAAGACAAGAUGCUGUGGAUAA
Molecule: messenger RNA, 441 nt
Organism: Emericellopsis cladophorae
Lineage: Eukaryota; Fungi; Ascomycota; Sordariomycetes; Hypocreales; Bionectriaceae
Exons: 2
Coding region: 1-441 (146 amino acids)
Source: RefSeq, a predicted model, not a curated record